Messenger RNA from Cheilinus undulatus (humphead wrasse), 1563 nucleotides. RefSeq names its product B-cell receptor CD22-like. The transcript has 7 exons. Bases 93 to 1199 code for a protein of 368 amino acids. Lineage: Eukaryota; Metazoa; Chordata; Actinopteri; Labriformes; Labridae. The record is from RefSeq and is a predicted model, not a curated record.
CAAGAACUUCACAGUUGAAACAAACCAAAACUAGUACAAAAAUACAGGGACAUUGUGUUUUGUUUUGGGUUUUUUUUGUUAAUUUUAAGAGCAUGAUUCCAGUGCUCGUUCUUCUGUUUCUAAGAGCAGGAUCCUUGAGGGCUUGGUCUGUGACUUUUGAAAACCCUGAUCCCUGUGCUUUGGAGGGGUCAUCAGUCACGUUCAGGUGCUCGUAUAACUACAAAUAUGGACAAACUGUGACAAAGACUGCAUGGUACAAAGGGGAACUAAAGAAUGGCACCUGGGAACGUGUGGCGCUCUCAGACCUUCCUUCAUAUCAGAAUCGUUUUCAGUAUAUUGGCGACCGAGAGCACAACUGUAGCCUGGUUCUCCAUGAGCUGCAGCAGAAUGACACUGGAUAUUACUACUUCAGGUUUGACACAGAAAACUAUGGCUGGCGCAGUAAGAAAUCAGUGUUUCUCUCCAUCACGGCGCUGAGAGCCAGAGUGAACCCUGACACUGUGAGAGCAGGAGACGCCGUGACUCUUGAAUGUGAAACCUCAUGCACACUUAACAGCACAGUCUGGUUCAAAAAUGGACGCCCAGUCACCAAAACAAAGUUCCAGGCUCAGGCAGAGGAUUCUGGGAAUUAUUCAUGUGCCGUUGAAGGCCAUGAGUCAGAGCGAUCACAUCCUGUGGCUCUCGAUGUUCAGUAUCCUCCUUUGAACGUGUCAGUUGUUGUGAGUUACCCCAGCAUACUCAAUGAAUCCAGCAGCAUCAAUCUGACCUGCAGCUGCUCUGCAAACCCUGCAGCAGAAAACUUUACCUGGUUUAGGAGAACAGCCUCUCCCAGCCCCAGCACCUUGAUCCAGGUGGGCUCAGGGCGAGUGCUGUCUCUCCUCUCUGUGGAGAUGUCCCACGCUUACCUGUACCUCUGCCGGGCCAGGAACACAGUGGGAGAAAACAAUUCAAAUGAGGUGCCGAUAACCAUGAGGGAAGAAAGUCAGGAUCUCUUCACUUUAAACCGAAUCUUCCUUCUUGUCGGUGUUGGAGUCAAAGUUUUAAUUUUGCUGGUUCUUUCACUGGUUAUCAUCUGGGCUUGGAGGCGAGGAAGCCCCCCUGCUGUUGAAACUGAGGAGGAUGGCCGUAUUUAUGAACUCAUCAGCACUGCCAAAAUGGAUAAUAGAGACGGUGUCUGUCAGAGGGAAGUGUCUGUUUGAAGAAACCAGAGAUAUGCCACGAUAUUAACUUACAGACAUGCCCGGAAACUUGGCACAUAACUCUCCCAGGACUAUAAAGUGAAGGAAAUUAACCAACAACAACUUACCCAUGUCUGUGAAAACUUGAUGACAAAAGAGCUACAAAUGUUAUCAAUGCCACAUUCCUGCUGGUCCUCUCAACAAUGUGAACUUUAAAACCUAAACCAUCAAAUAGAAGUCACAGGAUUCAAAAUUCACUCAUGAGUAUGUAUCAACUUAUGCAUGGUGCAAUCAGAUGUAACCCCAUGGAAGAAUUAGUGAGGUUUUAAAUUUUUGUUGUUGUUGUUGUUUAAAAUGAGGUCAGUUGUUUACUGAUGUUCUGAAG